ACGUUCAGAGCUGUGAAUGAAGCACGCCUGCGAAGUCUAAGUCAGACCUGAGCCACGAACAAGCAUGAUAAACUCGACUCCACACAGACGCCAGACAACACGGUCCUCCUCCUCCAAAGAACCAGACAGCGUUGGUGAAGCAAAUGAAGAUUAAGGAAAUAGUACGGAUAGCUGAAUGGUGAAGAAAUGGAUUCUAUAACAUCAGUCAUACCAUUAGAUUGAUUUUCACUGGAUUUGGAUUAACUUUAUCGUAUAACUUUUAAGCUGGUACUUCCGUAAGUGUGAUUGAGUUGCUUGCACCCAACUUCUCUAUUAGUUGCUAAAUCCUCUGUAUGCACGAUGGAUGGUAGCCAGCGGCAAGAAAAUAGCCAACAGGCCGUGGAUCACCAUAGAGGAGUACCCUUCCUGGUAAAUAGAAAGCUGAAGUUUUGUUAUUUUGUUAAAGGAUGUGCCACUGGAAUCAUUUUAUUAUAAUGGAGUUUAACGGCGCUAUGAAUAAUGCCUUCCCGACAUCAGGUGAAGGAACUGAAUGCUCUAAAAGUUUUGGAGUCAAAUGAGAGUUCAACUUUACAAAUGCUUGAUUGGAAGAGAUUGUCAAGUUAAAGUUAAAGCAUUCCGACACCUUCCACACUUACUUGUUCAUUAUAUGUCAGCUUCUACCCAGCAAAACUUGUCUCCCAAACUUGUUAUUAGCCAUGACCACUCUGUUCACUUGUCUUACAUGGAAAUAACCCAGAAGUUUUAUGAUGCUAUGAAGGCUUGUUCUUCGAUUGAGGUGAUACCUAUUGCACGGAAAAUUCAUGCCCAACUCAUAAUCUCUGGUCUGGACACUUCUACUUUCUUGCAGAACAAUCUACUUCAUAUGUAUUGCAAUUGUGGGUUGAUUGAUGAUGCAUUUCGGGUUUUCAGCGAUAGCAAUCAUCGUAAUAUUUUCAGUUGGAAUACAAUGAUCCAUGGGUUUGUAGAUUCAGGUUGGGUGAAGGAAGCAGAGGAUCUGUUUGGAAAAAUGCCUAUAAGGGACUCGAUUUCUUGGACCACUAUGAUGUCAGGCUACUGUCAAAAUGGAAGGCCUGGAGAUAGUAUUAAAACUUUAAUGUUAAUGGCCUGGGAUUUUAAUUAUGUUAUUGAUCCGUUUCCCUUCUGUUGUGCAGUGAAGGCUUGUGCCUGCCUUGGCUGCAUUAAAUUGGCUGUUCAGUUGCAUGGCCUUGUGAUGAAAUUAGGUUUAUUUAGUGAAAUUUGCAUUAAUAAUGCAAUUGUUGAUAUGUAUAUCAAGUGUGGAGCUGUCAGUUCUGCUGAGAAAGUGUUUUCUAACAUUGAGAAUCCAAGUUUAUUUUGUUGGAACAGCAUGAUAUAUGGUUAUUCUAGAUCAAAUGGAGUUCAGAAGGCUCUCAGUACAUUCUCUCAGAUGCCUGAACAUGACUCAGUUUCUUGGAAUACAAUGAUCUCAAUUCUCUGUCAACAUGGCUUUGGGGUCCAGAGUCUCAGUAUGUUUGUUGAGAUGUGCUCUAAGGGAUUUCGAGCAAAUUCUAUGACCCAUGGUAGUGUACUAAGUGCAUGUGCUAGCAUAUUUGAUCUUGAGUGGGGUAGUCAUUUGCAUGCUCGGAUUCUUCGCAUGGAACAUAAUAUUGAUGCUUUUACAGGGGGUGGGCUGGUUGACAUGUAUGCUAAAUGUGGGUGCCUAGAAUUUGCAAGGCGUGUAUUUGACAAUUUGGCAGAACAUAAUGAAGUUUCAUGGACUUCCUUGAUCAGUAGAGUGGCACAGGUUGGACGUGAAGAAGAUGCAUUAGCACUAUUUAACCAAAUGAGGUGGUCUCCAGUGAAGCUGGAUGAGUUUACCCUUUCCACUGUACUUGGGAUUUGUUCAGGUCAAAACUAUGCCACAAUUGGAGAAUUACUUCAUGGAUAUACAAUAAAGAGUGGAAUGGAUUCAUCUGUUCCUGUAGGGAAUUCUAUCAUUACAAUGUAUACUAAGUGUGGAAAUAUUGAGAAAGCUGGCCGCGUAUUUGGAUUAAUGCCGAUUAAAGAUAUAAUAUCUUGGACAGCAAUGAUAACUGCAUUUUCUCAAAUAGGAGACAUUGAAAAGGCUUGGGAAUAUUUUGAAAACAUGCCUGAGCGUAAUAUCAUUACUUGGAACUCAAUGUUAAGCAUGUAUGUUCAACAUGGUGGUUGGGAAGAAGGUCUUAAGUUGUUUAUUUCAAUGAGAAGGAAAGGAAUUGAACCAGAUUGGAUCACCCUCACAACUUCAAUGAGCGCAUGUGCUGACUUGGCUUCUUUAAAACUUGGGAUGCAAGUUGCUUCUCAAGUUGAAAAGUUUGGCCUUAGUUCUGACAUUGCAGUUUCAAAUGCUAUCAUUACCAUGUACUCAAGAUGUGGGCAAAUCAGAGAAGCGCAAAAAGUUUUUAACUCAAUAAAUGAGAAAAACCUGGUUUCUUGGAAUGCUAUGAUGGCAGGAUAUGCUCAAAAUGGUUUAGGUAGGAAAGCAAUUGAGACAUUUAAUGAUAUGUUGAGGACAGAGUGCACACCUGAUCAUAUAAGUUGUGUUUCUGUUUUAUCUGGUUGCAGUCACAUGGGACUGGUCGAAGAAGGGAAACAUUAUUUUGACUCCAUGGUAAAAGAUUUUGGCCUUUCUCCAGCAAAUGAGCAUUUUGCUUGUAUGGUAGAUCUGCUUGGACGAGCUGGGCUACUAGAUCAGGCCAAGAAUUUGAUAGAAGGAAUGCCUUUUAAGCCAAACGCCACUGUAUGGGGGGCUCUGCUAGGAGCAUGUCGGAUCCAUCAUGACCCAAGAUUAGCAGAAAUUGCAGUAAAAAAUUUGAUGGAGUUGAACGCUGAAGAUUCCGGAGGUUAUGUUCUUCUAUCAAAUAUAUACACUGAUUCUGGGGAGCUAGAAGGUCUUGCCAAUGUGAGAAAGAUGAUGAAAGAGAAAGGAAUUAGAAAGAGCCCAGGUUGUAGCUGGGUAGAGGUUGACAACAGGGUGCAUGUAUUCACCGUAGAUGACACCAGUCAUCCACAGGUAAAGGAAAUUUACAUGAAAUUGGAAGAGAUGACGAAGAAGAUAGAAGAUACAGGAAGAUACAUUUGUGCUGUUGACGGUCAUCGGAGCCAAAAGUACCAUAGUGAAAAGCUUGCUUUUGCCUUUGGCCUAAUUAGCUUGCCGUCUUGGAUGCCCAUACGUGUGAUGAAAAAUCUUCGUGUCUGUGAUGACUGUCACUUGGUGAUAAAGUUAAUGUCUUAUGUCACCUCAAGGGAACUUAUUAUGCGUGAUGGAUAUCGGUAUCAUCAUUUCAAGGAUGGUUUUUGCUCUUGCGGAGACUACUGGUAAAUGGUAAUAUAUCAUAAACAACCUAAAUUUAGCCCCUUUCUUACCCUUCUACCUGUGCAUUGUUUUCUCUUCGCAAUAGAUAUGUUUUUUUUCUCAAAUUAAUGCUUCUUAUGUUGAAAUCUUUUUCUUUUCUUUUCUUUUUUUGGUGACAAAAUCUCUUUCUUUCUAUACAAAGUAAUAGAUAAAUUGACUUCUGUAGUAUGACAAGUGCAUUUAUUUGAGUUAAUAUAACAUGUGAAAGAGGACAAAGCAGA
Molecule: messenger RNA, 3573 nt
Organism: Neltuma alba
Lineage: Eukaryota; Viridiplantae; Streptophyta; Magnoliopsida; Fabales; Fabaceae
Product: pentatricopeptide repeat-containing protein At2g13600-like
Exons: 3
Coding region: 554-3319 (921 amino acids)
Biological process (GO): RNA modification
Molecular function (GO): protein binding; RNA binding; zinc ion binding
Source: RefSeq, a predicted model, not a curated record